AUUGGAACUAUACCAGAGAUUGGAGACAGGGAGGCGGAAGCCAAGUUCCUUCUAGACAUGCAACUAAUCAGGACCCUAGUCCAACUUUCUCAGCUUCCCGGAGGAAACAGAAGACAUUCCAAUCUCUAAGUCUUCUCUUUUAGUCAUUAGUGUGCUUUCUUCUGUUUAUAUCCGUUGUGUUGUUUCUUGAUCAGCUGUCGGUGAUAUUCGUGCAGUAUCAUCCAAUAGUCGUGUGGUACCUGGUGGCGUAUCAGCAAAUGAAUCUGCUGAAGCUCUUAUCGGAAGAAAAGUGUGGACAAAAUGGCCUGAAGACAACAACUUUUAUGAAGCAAUUAUAACCCAGUACAACGCAGUUGCGGUGCUAUUUUUCUAGAAGUCUUCGAAUGUAUUGCAUUUGUACACUAGUUAAAGUGUUUUGUAGUUUAUUGACUUAUUGUGUUUCUCACAGGGUCGGCAUGCUUUGGUGUAUGAUAUAAACGCAAUGAAUGAUGUCUAUUUUUUUUAAUUAUAUCAUAUAUAUUUAAUAUUAUUUUUAUUUAUUUUAAAGAUCCAAAUCCGGAUCCGGAUAUCCGCCGGAUAUUACAAUUUUUAGAAGGAUAUCCGACAUCUGGAUAUCCGAAAACUCCGGAUCCGGAUAAAGAUAGUAAGAUUAUGGAUCCGCCGGAUAAGGAUUCCGAUCCGGAUACCUUAAAAUUGCUUGGAUACCCGAUCCGUUCCGUCUCAGGCCUAGCUUUGACCCGUUUUUACUUUCUUUUUUUUUCCUUUUUUUAAUUUGCUGAAGAAAGGAAAAAGUUUAAUAAUUUUAGCCAAAUAAAUAAGUAACGACAUCAAAAAAUUAAAUCAUAUGAAAAUAAAUCAAAUAAUAACUAGAAAUCUUUGUUUGUUCAUAAUAGAUUUGCACUAAUCCUACUUAGAUCAUCAUCCUUAAGCAAGUUACAAGCUACCCCCUUUCGAAUCUUCUUCCUUUCUCUCUCUCUAUCUCUCUCAAAAACAAACAACAAACAAUGCAAUCUGAUUUCAAACAUAUAAACGUUGUCCCCAUCGGCAACGAGUUCUUCGACCACCUCAACCAUUCCCGCGUUUCCGACAAGAGUCUCAAACUCAACCGUCUCCGAAAACUCUACACCCGCCACGUCACCAACACACACCUCACCUUCCGCAACAAACUCUCCACCAUCCUCCACGACUUCCCUCCCCUCGACGACAUCCACCCUCUCCACACUGAUCUCCUCCGCUUCGUUCUCGACAAAGAUCGUUACAGCUUCUCCCUAGGUCAAGUCAACACCGCCAAAGACUUGAUCGCAAACAUCGCUAACGACUACGCCAACCUUCUCGCGUUCGGUGGAUCGGUUAAAGAGUGUAAAGCCUUGAAAGCGAGCGCUGUUACAGGGAUGUUUAGCGUUGUCAACGAGAUCACUCCUGGUUUGGCUUACCUCGAGCAGUUGAGGCAGCACAUGAUGAAGCUUCCUUUGGUUGAUCCGGACGUGCCGACAUUGUUGGUUUCUGGUUACCCUCAUGCGGACAAGACUUGUUUUGUUAACGGAAUCGUUGAUUUUAGUGCAAAGUCUGUGGCUUUCGAUGUGGGUUUUAGUGGUUAUGAAGGUUCGAUGAGGUGUCAGGUGAUUGAUGGGGUUUUGGAUAAGCCUGUGUUUGGAGAUUGCGAUGUUGUUGUCGACGCUUUGGCUCGUCAUCUUGGGGAUGCUAUUGUGUUGUUCUUUUUGGAUGUUUCUGGUUCGUGUGGUUACAGCGUUGCGGAUCAGGUUGUGUUUUUUCAUAGCGUGAAGGCUGUGUUAGUGGACAGACCUUUGUUGAUUGUUUGUGAUGAGAGUGAUUUGAUGCAAGUGUCCGAAGAAGAUUGGAGAUUGAUUGAAGAGAUGACUGGUGGAGUGGGAGAAGAAGAAGAAGUGGGGUUUAAGAUUAGUGAUUUGAGGAGUGAGGAAGGUGUUAUCUCUGUGAAGAAUGUUGCUUGCGAGAGGCUGUUAUAUCAAAGAGAGAGACUUUGCUGCAUUUCUCUGGAAGAAGCUAGGGUAAUGAGGAACAAAUACACCGUGGCUCAUCAAGAGCUUGAUGAUCAUCAUGAAGUUUCAGACUUGUUUCUUGAUCCAGACGUUUUGUUUAGGCUUGAGGAGCUGGAACACGAAGAAGGAAUAAAGCAGUCUGAGGAAGAACAAGAAGAAGAUGAUGAUGAUGAUGAUUUUGUGAUAGCUGAGGAGCGUUUUACCGAAGAGCAUAAGUAUCAACUUGUUGCCAUUCGCAAGAUACAACCCUUGAGGAUAUUAAUAGCCUUUGGUUUUUGUAUCCUUGUGGGGAAUACUUAUGGAACCGUUCAACAAUGUCUCUCAACUCUAAUUUUUUGAGUUAAAACUAAUGUUGGUUUAACCCUCUACGGAAUUAAGAAUAAUAAAAUAAUAUUUUAAAUUUAAUAUAUAUUUACAAAAUUGGUUUAUUUGCAAUUGAAGAUAAUAUUCAUCUUCCGUAUUUUUUGUUGUACUUGUUACAAAGUAACAAAUAACAUGUCUGUGAAUUUUCUUUUUAAUUGAUGUAUUUUUUUUUAAAUUUAUUUUUUGUUCCACUUUGUUAUAAAAGUAAGUAAAUAAAAAUGCAUAGAAAUAUAGGUUAAAUUCAGUACAUACAUCGUUGAUUAUUUUUCCAUCUUAUAUUUUUUCAAAUAUAUUUCUAAUUUUUUUUAUUAGUUGGACCAAGAUUCACGAGGAAAAUUUGUUUAUAUUAGAUAUUUUUUUAACACUUGUUUGUAUUUUAAAAUGUUAUUUUAUAUCUUAUGUGUGACUCACAAAAAUUUCUUAUUUAUAUUGUUUUAUAUUAAAAUUGUUUAAUAUUAUGAUAUUUGGCAUUAGUGUUGUUUCGUCAAUUAAAAUUCAUAAUAGGAUUGUUGAUAUAGUUUUAAGAGCUUUGAUGGGACUAUUUUAAUUUUGGAGGUGUAGGUAUUUUUGUACAUUUGUCUUAUUUUAGAUCACAUAGUUUAAUUUUACGAUUAUUGUCUUUUUCAUAUUAUUUAUAUAGUGUCUGUUUUUUGGAUUGUAAAAACGCAAUUUAUAAUAUGUAUUUUAAACUAAACUAUUUUUGUUGUAUUUGAUAUAUUUUGGUAUUUUGUUUUCAAAGUGAAUUUGAUUUUUUUUAAAUUAUUUGAUUGUGUAUUUUCACUGAUUAUUGUUAUCCGUUGUUUUAUUUAUGUAUUAAUCAUUGAUUAAUGUUUUCCAUAGUUGCUCUUUAUUCUUUCUUAGAUUAAAUUUGAUACCAAAAAAUAUUUAUUAAGGUUCACAUUUUUAACUUGGUUUGAAGAAACAUCUUAAAUAACGUAAAUAAAUCUUUUUUUUUGUUUUAUGAAAUUUUCUAUUUAUU
Messenger RNA from Brassica napus (rape), 3360 nucleotides. RefSeq names its product nucleolar GTP-binding protein 1-like. Bases 1005 to 2357 code for a protein of 450 amino acids. Gene Ontology annotation, biological process: ribosomal large subunit biogenesis. The transcript has a single exon. Gene Ontology annotation, molecular function: RNA binding; GTPase activity; GTP binding. Gene Ontology annotation, cellular component: nucleolus. NCBI's taxonomy places the organism in Eukaryota, Viridiplantae, Streptophyta, Magnoliopsida, Brassicales, Brassicaceae. The record is from RefSeq and is a predicted model, not a curated record.